GUUAUCUCCCUUGACCUUUGGAGAACCACUUUCAUUUUUAACAUACAAACAGUCACUAUGGAAAUUUUAUAUAAAAUUUUAUAUAAAAUCUUAUUUUUUUCAAAGCAGUAAGUAAAAGAUACCAUAAAAGAAAAUUACUAAUGGCAUUGUCAUGGUUUCUGAUGUAACCUAACUGCUGGUUGGAGACUUUACAAGAUGUCCAGUAUACGUGUCACUGGUCUGGGAACAACAACACGAGAGGACGAGUUGAAGGUGUAUUUCAGUAAGCCGGAGAAUGGUGGAGGCCCAAUAGAGAAGAUUUACUCCCCGCUGAUGAAUAACGAUGCUGUCAUCAUUUUCCAAGAGAGUCAUGUGGCAGCACAGGUUAUGUCCCUUGAUGAGCAUACAGUAUCGGGCAGAAAAGUGGAGCUGUACAUUCUUCCUCCUAAUAUUUUUUCCACCAUCCAAGCCAGAGUAGAUCCUGCUGUAUCCCUGCUGAUAGAAUCAGUUUCUUCCUGUAAGGACCAUCUUCUGUACAUCAUUAAUUUGACCUUGACCUCCGACUCAACAGGAUGUUGUAUUUUGGAAGGGAAUAUGCAUCAGAUUGAAAUGGCAUGGGAAGUUAUUGGUCGAUAUAUACACCAGCAGGAAAGAAUUCAUUCAAGAGCAUCAAACAAGGGAUACAACUCACAUAAAAAUCUUAGCCAGUUAAGUCAUGAGGGGAAAUCAAAUAGAUUAGAGCCAUCAGAACAUUUUCUUUCAAGCAGUGGCAAGCAAGAGAAUCCAGCUCCUUACUGGAGUAAAAAUGGAGACAGAGCUGAAGACAAUGAAGAUGAUUAUGAAGCAGAUUCAUUUUUCAGAGAAAAGGGAAAAAGCAAACACAAGGAGAUGAGUAUUAAAAGUCAGACCAGGGACAGCAAGUUCUGUGACAGAAGGAACUUACCGAUGGAAAUUGAUGAUGAAACUCAGGUGAAAUCAGCGAUCAGUAAUGUCCGUCCUGUCACCAGUCCUGGAGCAGAGUGGACCCAAGAUCUAGGUUCAUUCUCCGACGAUCGAGUCGCUGACUUGUUCUCACAUUCUCACAAGUCAAGUGACUGGAAGCCAGAUAAACUCUUCACGGCGUCAAAGAAAAUCCCAACAUCUGCUGAAUCUCAUCUAGGAAAUAAAUAUCCAGAUCCGAUUACAAAACAGUCAACAUCGUAUCGAAACGAAACCAGCAAAACUGCUGAUCUCCCUGGAUACCAUAACCAACGGGAUCGUCCUGAGGACAUUCUGAGUCUGCAAAGUGUCAAUGGUCGUGAAUCUAUUCAUGCAUUUCCUUCAAACGUAGGCAACAGCUCAGAUGAGGAUUCUGCUGAGGGACCGACCAAAAGGUUUGAUGAUGCCAAUCAUACAUUUGAGAACUUCUCUAGUCUGAUCCACACUAACAAACAGAAAGGAGGGGCAUCAAAAUCAUCCAAAACGACCGUAAAAUCCAGCAGCGCGCUGAACCAGGUGGAUAUGGACAGUGUGAAACCUAGCACCGGCAGUUCUCCAGAGAAGACGUCAUCCUCAGUCAUAGAAAGGCGGCUGUCUUCUCAUAGUUUACUAGAGCCUCAACUGGAGUCCCUUAGACACAGCCAGCGGGCAGCCAUGAUGUCUGAUCUAACACAGGCCAACAGUUUUACUUUCUAUGCCGAUUUACUGAAGGUCACUGUCUGUACAGGAAACAUCACGGAGAUGAGCACCGUCGCCAUCGUGAAUGCAGCCAAUGGGAGCCUUGCUCACGGUGCUGGCGUGGCGGGAGCCAUUGCACGAGCAGCCAGUCCCACCAUGGAAAGAGAAUGUGAAGAAUAUAUCAGAAAAUAUGGGUUGAUGUCCACGGGGGAAAUUAUGCACACACGUGCAGGGGGCCGACUACCCAGAGAGGUGACUCAUGUUCUGCAUGCAGUGGGUCCGAUCUGGCUGGACAAUCUACCUGACAGGUGUAUGUAUGAACUGAUUCUCACCUAUGUCAACAUCUUCAAGUAUGCCAACAAACUAUGGAUCCCAUCAAUUUCUCUGCCAUGCAUCAGUUCAGGAGUAUUUGGAUCUCCUCUGGACGUUUCCAUUAAAUGUUUCCUGGAUGGUGCACUCAUUUUCCACAGUGAGGUAGGAGAUUCAAGCCACCUGAGAGAGAUAAAUCUCGUUAACACGAACGAGGACGGCGUGGCUACUUCCAUUGCUAUUCUGCAGUCACUCUUGGAUGGGGGGCAGGAUCGUGCCACAGCAGAGGCCAUCGACAGAUUUACCAGACUGCAGGAGAAGAGGAGAGCCACAACUAACAAACUGAGAUCAGCAUCAGCAAGAUCGCAGAUUAAGGACGACAUGACAACUGAUAUUGGACGGAAAACUGACCAAGUGCACAAUGAGACAUCUCGUGCUCGUAGAAGAUCUAGUUCCUUGUCAAGAUUGAAAGCUAGAAGUGAACCAGCAGCUAGUGAUAAAAAGAUUCAUGAAGACAGUUCUAGUAAAAAGAUGCCUUCUAGUCUAAAGGUCAGUGGAAGCAGUUCUACUCUGGAGAAGAAAUCACCUCGUCCUUCAAGCUCAAGUAGAUCUUCAAGUCAAGCUACGUAUACUAAACAUGCAGAGGAGUCCAAAUCUCCACGACAACCACCAACGAUGAAACCAGCCCUGGUCACUACCUCUCCACCAAGUGGCGGAGCAAAACCAAAAACAAAGACAUCUCAAAACGUCACCACAAAAAACACCCCACUUAAAGCUGGUUCUGGGGCAACCACCAUGGAGCCCUUUUAUAUUGAAAGAGAAUUAUCCAAACUAAAAAUGAAUCAGACUAGUAAUGGUGCAUUCAAAAGUUAUGCCAGAGAAUACAACGAAGAAUUUCACAGUCUUCCUGUCAACCUGGAGAGUCCCAGUAUAGAUAAGAUUUCCUUCUGUAAAAUAUGUCAUGGAAAAAUACGAAAAUCAAAAACAUUGUACAAAUGCAAUCACACAUUUUGUGUGGAUUGCAUUGAAGGACAGUUCCGUAAACACGGGCCAAAGUGUCCACAGUGUGGGGCUAUGUACUCCAAUUCUGAGCUGAAUAAGACCACCUCAGAAGAAGUUGAAUCCUCACCUCGUAGCUUGUUAAUGAGCACAGUGGUCCAUUCCUCCAACCCCCAUGGUACCAUGUCACACAUGACCAGGAGGAACAUGUGUGUCCCUGGGUAUGAGUACUGUGAAGGAGCCAUUGAAAUUCAGUAUGAUAUUCCCAGUGGAAAAAUGCUAAGAAAUAAAGAUCGGUCCAGCAGUCGCAGUGCGUACACAGGAGUACAACACAAGGCCUACCUCCCUAACUCUUCUGAAGGCAGACAAAUAUUAUGCCUGUUAAAGCAGGCCUUCGAGGCAGAUCUGGUGUUUAGAGUCAGCAGCCGAGGAACUGUAGAAUGGUGUGUCUCACACAAAACAUCAGUGCAUGGAUCCAAUGGGUAUCCAGACUCCACAUAUCUCAGAAAAAUCCGAGAGGAACUAGCUCGCAGAGGCAUCAGAUGAAGAGUGCAGCAAAACACAGAAUCCCAGUGUGCAGAUUUUAUUGGAACCAAAUUUUCAUAGGACUAAUACCUUAGUUUUUAGCGCAUAGAGGCUAAUUGUAUAGAGUGCGUUUUGAAACAAAGCUUUUUCCACAUGAAGUUUGUUACAUGCGAAUACAGACACACUAGGUGUAUCCUGAGGUAAUGUCAGACACAGUGUGAUGCAGUACAUGGCAAGAGCAGACAAAUAUUGUGACAGACUCCCAGGCCUCUUGUAUGUCGGGCCAUGACAAGCCUUAACUGGUCUAGUUAACAUAUCAUAACCUUAUCAGCACAUACCCACAAGGAGAUAAUGGCAAAUUAUAUCAUUUGGAUAGCUACAAUAUCUUUGUAAAAAAGUUAGAGUUUUGUUUAGAAUUUUCUCUUCAAAAGUGUCAAGAUUUAUAUACUGUGUUUUAUUUAUACAUUAUUUCAUGUAUAUAAUUAUGUAGAUGAGUAGUCAACACUUCUUGUAAAUCUUUGUGAUAGAAGAUUGCCAGAUAUGCAUUUUACUUAUUUGUAUAUACCAGUACUUAUACUCUUGGUUGGUUUUGAUCAAUUCUGAAAUUAUGAUAUGAGGAUUUUUUUAUGUAUAUUUUACCAUUUAAUAUUUCAGUUUUAAUAAAUUCAUGUUAAAAUCAUUUUACAAAUUUAAAAUGGCAUUGUAUCAUGAUAUUGAGAAUGAAAACGUCCAAAUUAUCACAUAUAUUCACAGAUUCAUUACAUUUUUAGAAUGUAUCAACUUGUCACUGUAGUAUAUAACCUGUUAAUGAAUCACAUCGGAAUCUCAGUGCCUUACCACAUACUUUAACAUUUGUAGUGUAUAGGAAAGGAGAAAAUUUGUGGCUGGACUUGGAGUUAAACCCAGGACCCCUGCAUUACUAGUCAGGUGCUCUAACCACUGAGCUACCCAGGCUGAUAUCCAUGGUCCAUAUAGCCCUAACUACUACAUUUUCCCCCUGUUUUUGCCCUCGAAAACACACAAACCCGAUUCUUUUUUGCCCCUGGCUGGACUUCCUGCAAGUCUUGAUAUACAUAUAGCUAGGUCAGGGAUUAGAAUGGGCAAGCAGGGAUCCAGGGUUCUGAACUUCCAAUGAAUUGUCAAUAAUGCAUAUUUUGUUUAUCUUUAUGAAAUUUACAUUUAGUUAUUAGACCCUUAGGAUUUGUUAGACCCUCCCCCUCCCCCACCUCAUUUCCGGAUCCAUGCAUAGAUUAUUAGAGAUUGAUAUUGAAUGAGAAUUAGCAUUACACCUUUUCUAUAUUAUUUAUUUUCUGAUGUUUUAUAACAUGCCAUUUUUGAAUGAUUUACAAUGGCAAAUGCUGAGAAUUGAAUUUUGUUUCUGUAGUGGUAUUUCAUUUUCACUUACUAUGCAUUCUGUUGUAUAAUUUUGGGUUGUAUUCUAUAAUUUUGGGUUGUAUUCUACAAUUUUCCAUUUCAUGUUUUUCUGUGGACAAGAUUUGAUAAAUUUAAAAGAGAGACUACAGGGUUGUACAGUAAUUUAAGAUCUUUGAUCAAGUCCUGUGCUUAAAGCAAGAUUCUGUUUGUACAUGAAGUAAAGAUAAUGGGCAUACUAACUUAUGUUUUAGCCAGCCUUACAAUGGGGUUGGUAAGAGUGUUAGUAAAUCUUGAAUCUUUUAUUCUCGGAGUAUCUUUGUAUACAAGACAGUUUUCUAAUGACAAAUAAUAAGAAAUAAAAGUGUCCAAUUUUC
Ostrea edulis (European flat oyster) is the source of this 5216-nucleotide messenger RNA. RefSeq lists its product as uncharacterized. The transcript is spliced from 8 exons. The record is from RefSeq and is a predicted model, not a curated record. Gene Ontology annotation, biological process: Notch signaling pathway; protein ubiquitination. Lineage: Eukaryota; Metazoa; Mollusca; Bivalvia; Ostreida; Ostreidae. Bases 196 to 3489 code for a protein of 1097 amino acids.